This is a messenger RNA of Macadamia integrifolia, 1107 nucleotides long. Its product is annotated as F-box protein GID2-like. The transcript has a single exon. Bases 394 to 864 code for a protein of 156 amino acids. Gene Ontology annotation, cellular component: SCF ubiquitin ligase complex. The record is from RefSeq and is a predicted model, not a curated record. Lineage: Eukaryota; Viridiplantae; Streptophyta; Magnoliopsida; Proteales; Proteaceae. Gene Ontology annotation, biological process: gibberellic acid mediated signaling pathway; regulation of gibberellic acid mediated signaling pathway. Gene Ontology annotation, molecular function: protein binding.
UUGACUAGGUAUCAAAUUGACCUGUGUCGAUGCAGAUCCGUGACCGGCACCUCAAACCAUGUUCUCAUCUCUUUCAGGACUAGACAAGAGAUCAGAGACUCAGUCUCACAAUCCUGACCUCAUGCCUAUUUGCGAUUGCGUUUGCGCUUGCGCUUGUGCGUGGAGGUGUGACUUCUUCCAUCAGUCCUCACCUAUUGCGUUUGCGUGUGGGGGUAUGUGGGCAUGUGGGCAUGUGAUGUAGGGUGUAGCUUCUUCUAUCCACGCAUGAUAAUACCGUUCCCGGUCGGGAAUUUGGGAGCUUAGAUCGUCGCUCUCUCCCUCUCUUCUUAUUCUUCUUCGUCUUCGUCUUCAUUUCUUCCUCCUUCAGAUACAGAGAAAGCGGAAGAGGAAGAGAUGAAGCGAGAACUUGACCCCAAAGAAAAUCCUGCAGUGGACGCAGAGAAGAAGAAGAAGAUGAAGGGAGACUUGGAAGAGGAGCAGCAGCGGGAGGAGACGGGCUUCGUGCAUCUGAAUGGGGAUCUUCUGUUUGAGGUCCUCAAGCACGUCGACGCACGCUCACUGGCCAAGGCUGCCUGCGUUAACAAACAGUGGAACCAGACUGCACGGGACGAGAGGUUAUGGGAGAUGAUCUGUACUCGUCACUGGGCCAACACUGGCGGCGGUCCUCAACGGCUCCGCUCUGUCCUUCUCUCUCUCGGUGGUUUCCGUGGACUCCACUCUCAAUGCCUUUUGCCCCUCCUUAAACCCCCUUCGUUACCUUCAUCAUCUUCAUCUUCUUCUUCUUCGUCCUUGUCUCUUCCCCUCUCUCUCCUUUCCAUUCGUCAUUUCGAGAAGAUGAAUGCCAAUCACACAGGAGGACGAUGAACUUAACUGCUAUUAUUGAAUAAACCCCCCCCCACCCCCCAAAUCAGCUCCAGUCUUCCUCCCCUGCAAUCAAAAUUUAAUUUAUCUGAUUAGAUUUGUACAAAAAAUUCUAAAUUUCAUAAGAUGAUGUUCGUAGUUCCCUCUUUAUUUCUUUUUUGUAACUUCCAAGGAUCUAUGGAAGUAUGAUGUUGUAUAUAUGAAUCAAGUUUCUUUCUUUUGAGAUUAUCAUCGAUUCAUGAACCA